AUGUCGUGCGUGCCGCUUGGUGUGCUAACCGCAUCUCAAUACGUACGGUUGCGGGCACCGGCAAACUACACAGCUGUGCGCUAUGGUCAAGACAGUGAUCAAUCGAGCUCACAUAUGACCAUACAAGGCAGCUCCUCAUCUCGAUCCAUUCCAACGAUCAACAACGAAAUAUCCGAUAGUUUGGGCACUCGUAUGAGUCCUUUUUCAAGCCAUAAUACAAUGCAGCCGCACACACAGUCUGCAGGAAAUGAAUGUGUGGGUGGGGGUCUACCAGGAGUCUUCCUCAUACAAUCAAUCGCUGACUCACUGGUCAACUGGCCUGAAAUGUCGGAAAUCGAGCUCUUCCCCCUAUUCGAUCGCCUGAUACGCUCCUCCGAUAGCGAUGAUACAACCGGGCAACGGUAUCGAACAGAGGCCAAGUCCUGUAUACCAGCACUCGCAGGCAUUCUGGAUGCUGCAGGGAAGCAGACGGUGGACUACACAUCGCAACUGCUAGUACAGUGUCUCACCAGCCUGCGUUUCAUUACUAAAGGCGAUCCCUACAACAUCACCAUAGCGACCAACCUGGACGUGCUGAUCAGCUGCCGCAACAUCAUGCGUCACUUUGCGCACGACGCGAGCGUGCAGCGGUACUGCUGUAUGAUUUAUCGGUCACUGACAUUCAACCGCGCAGACAAUCAGCGCCUGGUGGUAGAAAUUGGUGUAGUGCCUCUGAUCUACAAGGCCAUAGCGAAGUUUCCGGAUAGCCCUGAAGUUCCGGCGGCAGCGUUCAUGUGCAUACAAAACAUCACCUGGCUGGUGGAAAGCAACCGCAACUCCAUAGUCACAGACGGGGGACUGUUGAUUAUCAUUGACUCUAUGCGCGCUCACAGCGACAACGUCGAUGUGCAGAAGUGGGGCUGUGGAGCUUUGCAGAACCUUGCCUGCUGCUUUCAGUGCACGUCCCUUCUGAUACAAAAGGGCUCGCUCCGUCUGGUGCUACAGGCCAUGGCUACACACCUGGCGGAUCCCAUAGUGCAGAACUACGGCCUGGGUGUGCUGAGGAACAUUUCGUAUCUGAAAACCAACCGCGUGUCUGUGGCUGACAGCGGCGCGUUUGAAACCGCGAUCACUUCGCUGGUAAACUACAGCGCUGAUUUGGACGUGCAAAACAGCGCGUACUCGUUCCUGCUGAACUCAGUGAUAGAUGUACCGGAGAACAAGGCCAAAAUCCUGCGGUUUGACGCGCUUUUGCCCGCGAUAUUCCGCGCGCGCGCGAGGUUUCGCGACGAUAAACGCUUUGCGGAUAAGGUGGCGGUGUUAUUGGAUCAGUUGUCGGACCAGGGAAAGAGUCACUAUAUUGUGCUGGAACGCGACAUCGAACCCUUGUCGCUCUUCGAAGUGUCUCUGCGCAGAAUGGCGCCGCUCUCGCCCUCCGACGACACACUGCUAGGGCGUUUGGGGGGUAGUGGGUUAAGCAGUUGUGACCCACGUGCACAUACGAACCACGUGUACACCCAUGCCACACCCCUGAUGUCUGGGUCCUUGGAUGAGUGUGUGCUCAACGGGCACUGUGGCCACAGGGAGCGGGACGGCGUAAUUAUGAGCGAUCUGAUUGAGCGAGAGACCGUGGCCCAAUCAAAACCGGGCGAUAAGGAAGUCUCACGCAGACCGAGCGCUUCUAUGCAUGGGAUCCGCAUGGGCGUGUGUGAUGUGUGUAAGGGUGCGUAUCUGAACUCGUUGGUGUUGGCAACGAAGGCUAAGGGUGAGAGAUGGCUGCUGCACCGAGUGUGCGGGCGACGCUGUCACAGCGCAAUGAUUAAAGCAGUCGAUCUGACCCAUAACGGUGGCAACCUCGCAACGUUCCAACCAGCAUCAGCUGAAGACGAGCCGCUCAUACCACUCCCGGCAUGA
This is a messenger RNA of Sphaeroforma arctica JP610, 1893 nucleotides long. RefSeq lists its product as hypothetical. NCBI's taxonomy places the organism in Eukaryota, Ichthyosporea, Ichthyophonida. The transcript has 10 exons. Bases 1 to 1893 code for a protein of 630 amino acids. The record is from RefSeq and is a predicted model, not a curated record.